AUGGAGGGGAAAGUGGUGGUGGUGACCGUGGUGGUCGGCUUUCUCGGGAUCGUCUCCGCCAUCCUCGGCUUCGCUGCAGAGGCGAAGAGGGUCAAGGUGAGCGAAUUUCCACCACGAGAGAGACGGGGAUCUCCUUCAUCUCUCUCUCUCUCUCUCUCUCGCUAGAAGUAUCCUCGCAAGGGAUGGAUGAUGUCGCAAGCCGAUCGACUGCUACGAUCAUCUCCGUCUUCCCCGGCCGUUUCUCCGAGCUUCUGCCCUAAUUGCCUGUUUUUUCCCGACGAGGAAGCCCUAAUUCGAGCCUGUAAACUCUGAUCGAAGGUGGAUCCCACUCGGUUUCGCAGGCUUCUCAAGUGGACCUGAGCAAUGCGGAAUUCUGCGACUAUCCUAGCACGCCGGCGCCGGGGCUCGGGCUGGCGGCCGCCGGGCUGCUCGUGCUGGCGCAGGUAAUCAUCCACGCCUUCGCCGGCUGCCUCUGCUGCAAGAAUCGAACUUCAUCCUCCGGCGGAUACUGGACGGCGGCCUGGAUCGCGUUCAUCUUCUCCUGGUAGAUUCCUUCCCCACGGAAACCCGAGAUUCCGAACAAUUUGUCUGUCUGUCUGUCUGUCUGUCUGUCUGUCUGUCUGUCUGUCUGUCUGUCUGUCUGUCUGUCUGUCUCUCUGUCUCUCUCUCUCUCUCUCUCUCUCUCUACUCCAUCCGUUCAUCGGCCAAAUCGAGAAGCUAUCAUCCUCUUCUGGUAGAUUCCAUCGUCCUGGAAAACCGAGAUUCUGAACAAUUCUCCGAAUGGGGACUCUCUCUCUCUCUCUCCCCAUCUGUCAGUCUCUCCUCCAUCCGUUCGUCGGCCAAAUCGGGAAGCUCGCUACAUUCUUCAGAAGUUAUUCUCAGUACUAGAUACCAUCUUAUGCCGAUAAGAACUCCGACGCGUUGACUUUCGUGGAUUUUCUCUGUUCGACUCAAUCUCCAUCUCUGGUAGAAACCCUGAGAGCUUGGUGGUUCGAUCAAUCGGUUGACCCGCCCAUCUGCUGAAUCUACCCGUCUCGCCCUGGUACAAUGGCCCUGGAAACCCGAGAUUCCGAAAAACUCUCCUCCUUGUUCUAUCAAUCUCUCCUCCAUCUGUUCAUCACCCAAAUGUGGAAGCUACAUUUCAUAUGAUGAGGGUGAGAAGUACUCCGAAGCGUUUACUUUCGGAGGAUUUUCUCUCUCGGAUUCCGUCUCCAUCUCUGACUGAUAAGAUACCCUGAUAGCUUCGUUGAUGGAUCCAUCGGUUGACCAACCCAUCCGCUAAAUCUACCCGUAUGUUCCUCUGGACGCGCAGGAUCGCCUUCGUCAUCGGGCUGCUGAUGCUGAUUUCGGCGGCUGUACAGAACAUGCGGCGUGAUCAUGUCAGCGGGGGGUAUUUCAUCAGGUACUGCUACGUGGUCAAGCCCGGGGUUAGCGCCGGCGGCGCCGCCUUGGCGCUGACCAGCGUCUUGCUCGGGAUCAUCUACUACCGUUCGGUGGAGUCCUUGAAGCAGGCUGUGGAGCCCUGGGCACCCCAGCAAGGCCAGGGGAUAGCCAUGAUGGCCCAGCCCCAGUUCCCGCCCCAGCCCGCCUACCCCCCUCCCCCGGCUUUCGUCCAUGAAGACACCUACAACCGUCGGCAGAUCCCCUGA
Molecule: messenger RNA, 1649 nt
Organism: Spirodela intermedia
Lineage: Eukaryota; Viridiplantae; Streptophyta; Magnoliopsida; Alismatales; Araceae
Source: the annotation of a GenBank genome assembly